UUUACAGUUUCUUAGAUAUUUUGUACCUCCAAGCGCAGUAUUCACAUACCGCCCGAUAUGCCAAAGCGGAAACGAAACCACGAGCCCAGCCUCGAAGAGAAGCUGUCGCAAUGGCACAAGCAACUGGCACGCGGCAUGAAGACCGCCAAGGGUUUCGAGCGCCAACGAUUGAGCAAGCGCAUUCGCGAAGCUCAGAGCGACCCGGACAAGACGGCGAGGCUUGAGAGGGAGAUUGCUGUAUUAAAGAGUCUCGAUCUUCAACAAGCCGCGCACGCGCAUCUAUGCUCAUCACUUCUCAAAAUCAAGGGCGUGGCCGAGUCUCCAAAAAUACCCGCCGAUAUAAUCAAGCCCAUUCCGAAGCCUGAGGGGCUGUCCGAGGAAGAGAAGGCCGCGCUACACAACGUGACGAGUGCGCUCUGCAAUCGCAAGCAGAUCCGCGACGUCAUCGAAGAGGCUAUCAUGGGCACCUGUAUUGCGCUAAGGGUACCCAUGCCGGAGAAAUUGAAGAAAGGGAAGGAUAAGAAGGAGAAGAAAGACACCAAGGCUAGUAAAGAGGAACAGGCCGACAGAGAUAAGCCGAAGAAGGAAGCGGUUAAUAAUACACAUAAGGAAGAAGACGAAGACGAAGACGAAGACGGAGAGAGAUCUGAUACCGAAGAGAAUGGGCCAGGACUAGUGCUUUUGAAGAGGAAGAAGGAUAAGGCUGAGGGUGACGAGGAGGAACUCGGUAGCGAGGAUGACGAUGAAGCUGAAGAUGAUCAACCAUUCGAAGGUUUCUCUGACAGCGAUGCCGAGGAACGAGCCUGGUCGCGGUAUGAUGCCUUUGUAGCAGGCUCAUCUAGCGACGAUGACGAAUCAGGAGACAACGAGAGUGUGGACGACGAACUUGUCGCAGACAGCAGAACGAAAUCGCUACGAAAAGCGACGGCCGACGACAUUUCUAUAUCAUCAGUCGGAUCGUCCGAAUCAGACCAAGAAGAGGAAGAGGAAGAAGAAGAAGACGUAGAAGACGUAGACAGCCAAAUUUCCGCAUCCGCAUCCCCACCACCUAAAAGGGCUAAAGUCGCAAAGACGGCCGCGAUAACAGCCGGCAACUCGGCAUUCCUACCUUCAUUGAUGGGCGGCUACAUAUCAGGCUCUGAAUCAGAAGCCUCCGACCUCGAUCUCGCCCCCGCGCGCAAGAACCGGCGCGGGCAACGUGCGCGCCAAGCUAUCUGGGAGAAGAAGUAUAAGGAGAAAGCGAAGCACGUCCAGAAGAAGCAGCAGGAAGCCAAGGCGGGCCGAGAUCAGGGAUGGGACAUGAGACGAGGCGCAGUAGGGGACGAAGAGGGGUCGAAUAAGCCCUGGAAAAAAGGCAUCCGGAAUCCCUUCGAUAACAAGCAUAUCCACCCCGAGCGCCAACAGCAACUUCAAGGGGGCCGCGAACAAACCAGUGGGAAAAGCUUCGUGGAGGACAAACCGAAACCAAAAGCAAUACCUAAGCGGGAUGAUACGGGUCUCUUACACCCAAGUUGGGCCGCGGCCAAGAAGGCUAAGGAAGAAGGUCAAAAGGUCGCAUUUCAAGGGCGUAAGGUGGUGUUUGAUUAAGUUAUUUAAUAGAUACCAUAUUAGUAGGCUACGGAAACUACUGAAGAGAAUCAAUAUUCAUUGUAGGAAAUUAUCGAUUAUAUUUACUUGGUC
Messenger RNA from Daldinia vernicosa, 1680 nucleotides. RefSeq names its product Bud-site selection protein. The record is from RefSeq and is a predicted model, not a curated record. Gene Ontology annotation, biological process: maturation of SSU-rRNA. NCBI's taxonomy places the organism in Eukaryota, Fungi, Ascomycota, Sordariomycetes, Xylariales, Hypoxylaceae. Gene Ontology annotation, cellular component: 90S preribosome; nucleus. Bases 58 to 1587 code for a protein of 509 amino acids. The transcript has 2 exons.